Molecule: messenger RNA, 956 nt
Organism: Zingiber officinale
Lineage: Eukaryota; Viridiplantae; Streptophyta; Magnoliopsida; Zingiberales; Zingiberaceae
Product: flap endonuclease 1-A-like
Exons: 7
Coding region: 481-927 (148 amino acids)
Molecular function (GO): 5'-flap endonuclease activity; 5'-3' exonuclease activity
Source: RefSeq, a predicted model, not a curated record
UUUUAUUUCUCCAUUCAUUCUCCUCUGCCGAUUACCCCUCUUCCUCAUUCCCGAUCUCCUCCUCCCCCUCUUCUCUGCGUCGCCACAGACCACCACGAAGGGGGAAGGUCGAGCCCUACCCCCGAGCUCUUCUCUUUUUCCUUAAUCUCCCACGACAUCUCCUCUCCUCUUUCCCCUUCCGAUCUCUCCUCUCCCUUCUCUCUACGUCGUCUCUGCCCAACGUCGUCGAUGCUGCUCAAUCGCCUGCGAGCUCAUUGCCGGCAGAGCACCACUUCGCUGAGCAGCACCGUCGUCUCCCCACGAGAAGACCACAUGGCGAUGUGGCAGAUUUGUCGUUGACAUCUCCUCACCUUCUGCGCUGGGUCUUGGCUUGUUGUCGCCACUCGAUCGAGCCAGCACUACUCGAUUGCCGGCUUAGGUGCGCAUCCAGAGUUUCGAGGCAAGCACAAACCGCCACUGGUUUCUUGACGGCCAUGAGCGAUGCCAUCAAACGUGGUGAGAGCUACCACUUGUUGUCUUUCCGGCUAUGCUGACCCAGUGAAGCAACCCAGUCACAGCCUCUGCUCUAUUUUGAUCAACGUCGCUGGAUGCUGUUGGAUGCAACCGAUCACUGGAUGUGGGUUGUUGUAUCAACAUCCAGAGCAUAGGAAAUCAAGGGUAACCAAGCAACAUAAUGAAGACUGUAAAAGUCUCUUAAGAUUAAUGGGUGUGCCUACUAUUGAGGCACCCUGUGAAGCAGAAGCUCAAUGUGUAGCUCUUUGCAAAAGUGACAAGGUAUUUGCGGUUGCCUCAAAAGACAUGGAUACUUUAACUUUUGGGGCACCAAGGUUUCUCCGUCAUUUAAUGGAUUCUAGUUCCAAAAAAAUCUCUGUGAUGGAAUUUGAAGUUUCAAAGGUCGGGCAAUUCGUGAGGCUUGAGUUUUUUUGAUGCAAGAAGUGAGCUUUGUUAGGAUGUAG